UUCUUAGAACGGCUAAAACCGAGAGAACACCAGUCUCUACCAAAACAUGGCAAAUAUGCUGUAAACUCCAUGUUAUGCCCGGUUUUUCUUUUCUCGAGACGCCCAAAAAGUUAUGAAAACCCCUUGCUAUACGCUUGAGCAACUGAAUUUAACAUCUGCGUGAAAGAGGUUCUCCACAUUACUCGCCGCAAUUGCUAUCCGGAAAUUAAGGAUUAUGUUACAUAUUGAGGUCUUGAUCAACGCACCCCUUGUCAAGGAAUUGAGAUUGCACAGUACUGUGCUUUUCAUUAACGUAAAGUCACUAUUCCUUUGUUCUUGGGUGGAUUCUGGUAAGUUAGGAAUUGUCUAGUACAUCAUCUGACGACAGUUACUAGUAACCAAAGCUUCUGAAAUUAAACCAACCCCUCAGCGCUCAGUGGUAAACUUGUCACAGAUACCGAGCAGAUCGAUUAGAAGAUGCGAUCGUUUCUUGUUGUCGGUUUUGUGUUGUGGAAUUUGGUUCAUUUUGCACCCGCAGAGGAAUUGAUUUUGUCUGAGAGCACUGAAGUGCAUGACGGAGAAAACAAAGAUCUAUGUAUGAAUGUACUAUGCCAUGCUGGUGAGGAGUGUCUCGUAAUAGAUAAUAAUGCUGUCUGUGUGUGUAAGAAGUCAUGUCCUAACCAUGACAAACCAGUAUGUGGGUCAAACGGUAUGACCUACCCAAACCACUGUGAACUGCACAGAACUGCCUGCUUGGAGGAAAAGAAAAUUUCUAUCAAGUAUGUAGGGGCAUGCAGAGAACAGCCCAUCCAACCUCCAUCUGCUGUGAAGGUUAAUCAUUCAAAACCUGUUGUGUGCUAUGAGAAUGACCGCAAUGAUGUACGUAGUCGUUUGAUUGGAUGGCUGCGGAACCAAGAAAAGUUGUCAGAAGGAUUAGAUGGCUACAGAAAUCUUCUGCAAUCAUACUUUGACAAAGUUGAUGAAAACAAAGAUGGAAAACUUGAUGCAGCAGAGUUCAGAGACUUUGUCCUGGCAAACCAAUCACAAGCUGAGAUGACUGGUUCUGACCAGUAUGUCAACCCUGUUUUGCAAAGUCUUUGUGCUGAUGCCCUGAUAUCCAUCAGUGAUGAGGAUUUUGACUGGGAACUUAACAUUACAGAGUUUAUGAGAUGCCUUGAUCCUGAAUUCAAGCCACCAAAGAAAGAUUGUGAGUUGGAUAGUGAGGUUUACAAUGAUGGCACAGAGAUUCCCACAGACUGUAACAGCUGUGUUUGUGCUUGUGGCUCCUGGGUCUGUACUGCAUUAAAAUGUGAUGAUAAAAAAUCAAAUCAGCCACAUUCUGAGAUUGGUGAAGGUGAAACAGAGAAGGGCAAGUUUAUUGUCAGUGGACAAGAUGCAGAGGAACAACUGACAAGAGAGAAGAUGAAAGAUGGUCACAAAGAAAGCAUUCAGGUCCAUAAAAGGAAAAUACUUCCACUUCAUAAACCACGGCAUCCUGCAAGGCACAAAAAAUAUCACAAACACAGCUCAUAGGAGAACAGAUCAAAAAAGCCUGUUCAUGAGUGACUUUUUUAAAAAAGAGAAGGUUAUUGAGGUCUUAGAGAGAAGUGACCUUCAACUGCAAAAAGAUGAAUAGCUUUCUUAAUUAAAAUGUUAUAAAUAACACCUAGUUAACCAUUGUUUAGCUUCUAUAUUAUGCUUGUUUACUUUAUAAAUUUGUAAAAGAACUACCAUGGAUAGCCUUAAGUUCCAAUAUACAUAAAUAACUUGUUUGCUCUUUUA
Molecule: messenger RNA, 1761 nt
Organism: Stylophora pistillata
Lineage: Eukaryota; Metazoa; Cnidaria; Anthozoa; Scleractinia; Pocilloporidae
Product: follistatin-related protein 1
Biological process (GO): cell differentiation; multicellular organism development; regulation of BMP signaling pathway
Cellular component (GO): extracellular region
Molecular function (GO): protein binding; calcium ion binding
Source: RefSeq, a predicted model, not a curated record